Gossypium raimondii (Peruvian cotton) is the source of this 4117-nucleotide messenger RNA. RefSeq lists its product as uncharacterized. NCBI's taxonomy places the organism in Eukaryota, Viridiplantae, Streptophyta, Magnoliopsida, Malvales, Malvaceae. The record is from RefSeq and is a predicted model, not a curated record. Bases 582 to 3815 code for a protein of 1077 amino acids. Gene Ontology annotation, molecular function: protein binding. The transcript is spliced from 11 exons.
UUUUCUCUUAAGAGUUAUGUUUUUAUGCCUUUGGUGCUUUGGGUAUAUUCUUUUGCUUCGCUUCUCCAUGUAACAGAGGAAAAAAAAAAAUCUUUGCUUUUUAUCUUUUAUCUAAACUUCUCUUCUUCUAACUUGCAACAAUUUUCUCUUGGGGGAAUUUCUCUUUAAGCUUGUUGCUUCACAUUUUUAUGGGAGAUACGUUUAUUUCUCAUGAAUGCUGAUGAGGGGUUGGUGAAUGGUUGUUUGAAUCUGGUAUGCUUUCCUAGUAAAUACAGUGAAGAUGAUGGUGGGAUGAUAUGUUAUUGACACACUCUCCACAUAAAUGGAAAUAGAUUGUAGAAUCUAGACCCGAUUGAUUUCUUGAUUAUACUAUGUACUAGAUGGAAUAAAGUAGCUAGGAAAUCAUUACAACUUGGUUUUGCUAACUUCUUUAUAGGCAUUUGGAGAAUCUUUGGCUUUCAACGUGAUCUGUUGGAGGGAUAUUGUUAAACAGAAGCUAUCUGCUGUGACUUCUAAACAGCUAAUUUUCAUUAACUUUUAGGUGUAUUUAUAGUGAUCUCUGGACUUAAGGUUUAGUGGAGAUGUUUAAUUCACCUCAAGGACAUAAGCAGAGCCUCCAAAAAUCCAUGCGAAAAGUUUCACCUGGUGCCUCACAUAAAGAUUUGUGGCUUACUGUGCGAGAAGGGUCCUUGCCUGAUGUAGACUCAGUGUUGGCUCUAUUGAAGAAGGCUGGAGGUAAUAUCAAUUCAAGGAACAGUUUUGGUCUGACUCCUCUUCACAUUGCAACUUGGAGAAACAACAUUCCCGUUAUUCGAAGGCUUCUAGCGGCUGGUGCUGAUCCUGAUGCUAGGGAUGGAGAAUCAGGAUGGAGUAGCCUUCACAGGGCUCUGCAUUUCGGUCAUCUUGCUGUAGCAAGUGUUCUCCUUCAGUCUGGUGCUUCUAUUACAUUGGAAGAUUCAAAAUGUAGAACACCUGUUGAUCUCCUAUCAGGGCCUGUCUUGCAGGUUUUUGAAAGUGCACAGGAUUCAGUAGCUACUGAGGUGUUUAGCUGGGGAAGUGGUGUGAACUAUCAACUUGGAACUGGAAAUGCCCACAUACAAAAGCUACCUUGCAAACUUGAUUCAUUUCAUGGCUCAAAAAUUAAGUUGGUUUCUGCUGCCAAGUUCCACAGUAUAGCUGUUACGGCCCGUGGAGAAGUCUACACCUGGGGUUUUGGAAGGGGGGGCCGUCUUGGGCAUCCUGACUUUGACAUUCAUAGCGGUCAAGCUGCAGUUAUCACUCCCCGCCAAGUGACUUCUGGAUUGGGGGCACAUCGAGUGAAAGCAAUUGCUGCAGCUAAACAUCACACUGUAAUUGCAACUGAAGGUGGGGAUGUGUUCACUUGGGGAUCCAAUAGAGAGGGUCAGCUGGGCUAUACGUCUGUCGAUACCCAACCAACACCACGUAGAGUAAGUUCACUUAGAUCAAGAAUAGUUGCUGUUGCUGCUGCAAAUAAGCAUACUGCUGUUGUCUCUGCAUCUGGUGAAGUUUUCACAUGGGGUUGCAACCGAGAGGGUCAACUUGGCUAUGGCACAUCUAAUUCGGCAUCAAAUUACACACCAAGAAUAGUUGAGUACUUGAAAAGCAAGGUCUUUGUAGGUGUUGCGACCGCAAAAUAUCACACAAUUGUUUUGGGAGCCGAUGGAGAGGUAUAUACUUGGGGUCAUCGACUAGUCACACCUAGACGAGUUGUCAUUACUAGAACUUUAAAAAAGAGUGGAAGCACCCCCCUGAAAUUCCAUCGAAAGGAACGACUUCAUGUGGUUGCAAUAGCUGCUGGGAUGGUACAUAGCAUUGCUAUGACUGAAGAUGGAGCAUUAUUUUAUUGGGUUUCCUCAGAUCCUGAUCUUAGAUGCCAACAGUUAUAUUCGUUGUGUGGAAAGAAAAUGGUAAGCAUUUCUGCUGGCAAGUAUUGGGCUGCAGCUGCCACUGCUACAGGUGAUGUUUACAUGUGGGAUGGCAAGCAAAGUACAGACAAACGACCUGUUGCAACUCGGUUACAUGGCAUUAAGAGGGCUACUUCAGUUUCAGUUGGUGAGACUCAUCUUUUGACUAUUGGUUCUCUCUAUCACCCUGUCUAUCCUCCUAGCAUGCCCAAAAGUGACAAGGCACCAAAGUUGAAAGUCAAUGAUGAAGUGGAAGAAUUUGAUGAGGAAUGCAUGUUCGAUGAUUUAGAGUCAAGUAGCAUAACAUCUGCACAUAAAAAUGAUUCUGAGCAAAAGCCCAUACCAAGCUUAAAGAGUCUUUGUGAGAAAGUGGCAGCAGAGUGUCUAGUGGAGCCACGAAAUGCAAUUCAACUACUUGAAAUUGCAGAUUCCCUUGGAGCUGAUGAUUUGAAGAAGCAUUGUGAGGAUAUUAUUAUUCAUAACUUGGACUAUAUCUUAACAGUUUCAUCACAAGCUUUCGCCAGUGCAUCACCAGAUGUUUUAGCUAAUCUUGAGAAGUCAUUAGACUUGAGAUCAUCGGAGUCAUGGAGUUAUCGUCGGCUCCCCACUCAUACAGCUACCUUUCCAGUUAUCAUCAAUAGCGAAGAUGAGGAUAGUGAAAGAGAGGUUCUAAGGACCCGUAACAACAACAAGAAUAAGAAUCCUUUGGAAAAUGGAGACAGAUUGGACUCCUUUCUGCAACCGAAAGAUGAUCCUAAUCUUGGUAUUUCCAAACAAGUUCGAGCUUUAUGGAAGAAGUUGCAGCAGAUCGAGGUGCUUGAAGAGAAGCAGUUGAGUGGAUGCAUCCUUGAUGACCAGCAAAUUGCAAAGCUCCAAACAAGAGCAGCUCUUGAAAAUUCUCUUGCUGAGCUUGGUAUACCAGUUGAAAGAUCUCAUUUGAAAGGAUCAUGUUCAAUUCUCUCUGAUGGAAAAGGAAAUAAAAUGGCUGAGGUUUCAAGAAAGCAGCGGAGGAAGAGCAAACAAAGGGUAUCACAGGUGGAGACUGUAUCUGGUUUUUGUACAACUAACAAAGAACCAAACUCGGUGAAGGGUUUCUCUGAUGUUGAAAACCCCCAAGUUUUAAUGACCAAGGAAGAGAACCGUGGGUGUGAAGGAGCUACACAAAACCAAGCCUCCAUAGAGUCUAGGUUUUUUGUUCAGAAAAAGGACAGUUCAGUGCCUGCAAAAGAUAAGGGUACUUCACAAACAGCAACCAAGAAGAAGAAUAGGAAAGGUGGGCUUUCUAUGUUUCUGAGCGGUGCUCUUGAUGACUCCCCUAAACAAGUUACUCCCCUGGCACCAACACCUCGUAGUGAGGGUCCUGCAUGGGGUGGUGCUAAGGUUUCAAAGGGAUCUGCUUCACUUCGUGAAAUUCAGGAUGAGCAGAGCAAAAUACAGGUGAACCAGAAAACUGGAAGUAAAAAUCAGGUGGAAGAUCUUUUUGCUGGUAAAAGUGAAGGUAAAAUCCUGCUGAGUUCAUUUUUGCCAUCCAAGCCAAUUCCCGUGGUCUCUGUCCAAACAUCACAGGCAUCUGAUGCGGAAAGAAGCACGCCUCCUUGGGCUUCUUCUGGUACCCCGCCUCAUCUUUCUCGGCCAUCUCUCAGGGACAUUCAGAUGCAGCAGCAGGGAAAGCAACUGCACGGUCUUUCUCACAGUCCAAAGAUGAAAAUGUCCGGCUUUUCAGUAGCUUCAAGUCAGGGCUCGCCAUCUGACACCCCCGGGGUGAACCGCUGGUUCAAACCGGAGAUAGAAGCACCAUCUUCAAUUCGUUCAAUCCAGAUUGAAGAGAGGGCUAUUAAAGACCUUAAACGCUUCUACAGCAGCGUCAAAGUUGUGAAAAACCAGUCAUAAGAGGGGCCAAUUUGAUAGUUAGGUGUUUCAGGUGGCAGACACCAAGGCUUUUACUUUCUCCCCCCAAAUGGUUAAAUGUAAAUUUAACUGUAUAGAUUUUCUUGCUGUGCAUUUAACCUCUUUUUUUUUAGGUUAAUCUCAACAUAACCUCUCUUUUUUUUUUUUUAAAUCAUGGAAGAUCUUUAAGCUUUUCCUGAUCUAACUUUUGGAAAUAAUUUUCAUCUUUGGAAGCUGAAAAUUCUUAGGUGUUUAGCUCAUAGACUUUGUACAAUCAUAAAGUAAUAAAUUGUCUUUUAACAUUA